ACUGACCAUCCCAGCAGAAGACCAGUGGACUUAAGCUUCACUUACCCACCCUGUGAAUAAACUACAUAUCAAGGAGAAGAAUGGGACUGCACAGCGUUGAGGAACUGGUGUCCGGGAAGAGGUCAGAGGGCAAAGAGGCGGACGACUUCCAAGGUGGCGUCUACGAGGCGGCUGUCAAUCAAGAGAAGCAGGAUGACCGCAGGUCCCACAGGGAGCGGGGGGGCAGAGGUCUGUCAGAGGAGGAGAGGAGCGACUGUGGCGGCCAACAGGAGCAAGUCAGCGUUGCAGCUCUCAACACGGAUAGAAGCGGCCGGCUGAAGCUGGAGACGGUGGAUGACCUGUUCAACAUCCUGCAACUGAUGAAGCAGAGGAGGGAGAGAAAGGUUCCCGUCCAUAAGAAAAAGCAGCCAGAGCCGGAGAGAGUGCCGGAGACUGUGGACGAUCAGCUGUUCCUGACGGCCGCCAUGGAGAACAAGCUGCCGGUGGUGGAGAAGUACCUGGCUGAUGGAGGAUGCCCCAAUGCAGCCGACAACUUCAAGAGAACCGCGCUGCACAAAGCCUCAUUCAAAGGGCACGUGGAGGUCAUGAAAAGACUCCUGGAGGCCGGAGCGUCCAUCCAGAAAAAGGACAAGCUGGACGCCACGGCAGUCCACUGGGCCUGCAGAGGAGGCAGCCUGCCGGCCCUGCAGCUCCUCCUCGACCAGGGAGCCAAGUUCACCGACAGAGACAAGUUGCACAGCACUCCUCUUCACGUGGCCGUGCGGACGGGACACUGCGAGUGCGCCGAGCAUCUCAUCCAAUGUGGAGCAGACGUCAACGCCAAAGACAGAGAUGGAGACACGCCCAUGCACGAUGCUGUGAGAAUAAACAGAUUCAAGAUGAUCAAGCUGUUGAUGAUGUACGGGGCCGGUCUCAACACCAAGAACUGUGACGGUAAAACUCCCCUGGAGACACUGAAUUCGUGGCAGAACGGAGCCAAGAGCCUCCUGUGCAACUUCAGCCAGUAGAAGUCAACACAUUCCACCAAGAGCAGGAUUUCAACAUGCGACUCAGUCUCAGGAUAUGUUGGUUGGGCUUGACAGGGAAACAUUUAAAGUCCAUUCUGGUAUAUUUCCACACAAAAACGGGUCUAUCCAGUGAGGCUGCGAGUGUGCGGUUGAAUCAUAUUCGAGCAGUGCCACGCGUUCAGGCAUACGCCGAGGCCCUCAGGACGUCACCGCAUUAUUAUCUGAAGUUAGUAAAACUAAUGGGAAAUAUCUCAACUAAGUCCCUACUUACUGCUCAUCGUACAGCCACUCGGGCAGCAGGAACCUGAAGAACAAUGUGAAGUGUAACCAGGUGGUUAAUAAUGUGAUGAUUAGCAGCGAUCGAUGAACUGUUUGCCACAUAUUGCUGGACAAUGUCUCGGCUGUGAAGAUGUGUUCUUCUUCUUUUCUAAAUGUUCACUUUAAGCUGAGUUGAAGUCGGCGACGCUGCAAUGAGAAGAUGAUGUAUUUAUUAUUGAUUAAUGACAACUGAGCGAUCAACAACAACCAAGUGACUGUCUAGAGUUGUAGUGUAGUUUGAGUGUUUGAAACAUGUUCAGGGUUAGAUUUGAACUAAUUAUAUACACUUUAUUUAUUUAUUUGUAUUUAUUAACUAAUGGGAACUGGGAGGUAGUGUUUUUUUUUCUCCAGAUGUACAACACCUGGUUCACACUUUCCUCCCAGUUCCAUUAGAUCAACAGUUUGUGGAUCAAUCCAAGUGUAACACGGAAGUUAUUUAUUUGUAUAAAAUGACUCCAUCUUAGUGUGAAACGUAAAAGAAAUGGGAGGAACUAAGCCUUGCCUUAUACUGGCAGGUUGUGUGUGUUAUACUUCAACAUUCAGAGGAAUUUAACCAAGUUUGUUGGUCUUGUGAAUUUUAAGAUUGAGAGAUGAGAAGAAAGUUUUGGGCACAGAAUGAGAAGAGCCUCUCCACUUCCACUUGCUUUAUUGAAAAUGGUGAUUAGCAGUUAUACAGUACAUUUUUUUUCUUUUUCUUUUUUCUUCACGAGACACAUACGCAAUACGAAAAUACAUGGAGCGACAUCAUAAGAAAUCUGUGAGUUAAAGAAACGUACUGCUGAGCACAUGAAGCCCAGUCAAGUUAUGUUGACUCAUCUUCAUCUUCAACUUUUGUUCCUCAUCAAAUUGAAAACAUAGGAAUCAUCAACCCUCUUCCUCAGUCCACAACGUUGAUUGGACAUUUGUUUGGAAGUUUAGUUCAGACUACCUUCAGAAACAAGUUUAUCUUGUUUAGAGUUUCCCAGUUUCUUCUACUGGAGUUCAAUUUGAGCAUCUGGGGCCUCGUCACCUUAUCGAAGGUCACCUGGGGAUACAAACAAUUCAACUUGCACGAGCGGACAUUCCAGCUGCUGGCCCAUUUUGACGCGCACACACACACACACACACACACAGAGAGAGUGCAGGAGGGAAGUAGACGAAAAGUCAGAGUUGGUUCAGGGGAUGUUUGACCAGUGUUUAUGGGGAUAGAGCAGGUCUUAAUAUAUGGCUGGAAAUAAGAUACAUUUUGUAUUGCCAAAGAUAUAUGUGCAUUUUGCCUUGUAUUUGUCGAUUGUUUGAUUAAAACUUGUUUUGAACUUAA
Pseudoliparis swirei is the source of this 2625-nucleotide messenger RNA. RefSeq names its product ankyrin repeat domain-containing protein 1-like. Gene Ontology annotation, biological process: regulation of transcription by RNA polymerase II. The transcript has 9 exons. NCBI's taxonomy places the organism in Eukaryota, Metazoa, Chordata, Actinopteri, Perciformes, Liparidae. The coding region runs from base 81 to 1007 and encodes 308 amino acids. Gene Ontology annotation, cellular component: nucleus. Gene Ontology annotation, molecular function: RNA polymerase II-specific DNA-binding transcription factor binding. The record is from RefSeq and is a predicted model, not a curated record.